AUGCAUAGUCCAGACUCUCAGACUAGGAGUGGUGAUGCUGACAGACUUUCAAAGAGAAAACCGGCUUCACCAUCAAAUCACAGGCGUAACUUUACCGUUCAAAUUAAUGGUCGACGAACCAUUGUGCCAACAAGCCGGAACGAUUAUCAACGUACUAGAGAGAAUCGAUCAUCUAAUCGUGAUUCUGCUAUCAGAGACAGAUAUGAUCGGCCAGUGACGCAUAAAUACCGUCUGCCUUAUGUGGAGAACGUAAGUAAAAAGCAUCCUUUGCCGCGUAGACCAUUUAAUCAAGCUAAGAAUCUAGUAGGUAGUGGUCCCAUGCAGAUGAAGCGAGAAUUCGCCUCUAGGCGUGAAGUGCCUAGUGGUCGCUUCAGUUCACAUUGUGAUGUGAAUGCAAGAGCAGGUGGUCCACGAGCGGAGCUAGUGGAUAAGAGACCUGCAAGAUUGGCGUAUGAACGACAGUCAAAACAAUCUGAGGAAUACUAUUUUAAUCCCAGUCGUACAUCCUCCGGUUAUUCUUCAAAUUCAAAACCAUGUUAUCCUAGCUAUUCCAAAGCCGUAUGCAGGAAGUUUGAUCAACGCAAUCGUAAAUAUACUUAA
Heterobilharzia americana is the source of this 600-nucleotide messenger RNA. The record is from the annotation of a GenBank genome assembly. Lineage: Eukaryota; Metazoa; Platyhelminthes; Trematoda; Strigeidida; Schistosomatidae.